UUGCUAAGAAAUAGCGUGUGCGCGCGAUCGGUACGGAGGCGCGCAGCUCGAGCGCCGCUGCUCAGUGCUCAGACAUGGCGGCGGAUCUAAACCCGGAGUGGCUAUGUCGCCUGCCUUCCUCAUGGAGUUACGGCGUGACCCGGGACGGACGGGUCUUCUUCAUCAAUGAAGAAGCGAAGAGCACGACCUGGUUGCAUCCAGUAACGGGAGAAGCCGUCAUUACGGGACACAGAAAAACUCCCGAUUUACCCACAGGAUGGGAAGAAGGAUAUACGUUUGAAGGCGCGCGCUGCUUUAUUAAUCACAAUGAGCGGAAGGUGACCUGCAAACAUCCGGUCACAGGCGUUCCAUCGCAAGACAACUGCAUCUUUGUCGUCAACGAACACCUGAAUUGUGGGAAACUUGUCCAUCCUGUUUUAAACAGACCAGCGACCAAAGCACCAGUGACUGAAAAGAAAGAGCGUCCCACCAGCACCAUGAGUGAAGCGUCCAACUACACCGGCGGCUCGGACUACACAGCACACCCCAGCAGUCCAACAUUAAGACCAUCAAGGUCCUCAAAAAAAGUCCACAACUUUGGAAAGAGAUCCAACUCCAUCAGGAGGAACCCAAAUGCCCCAGUGGUGAAAAACGGGUGGCUUUAUAAACAGGACAGCACUGGAAUGAAGAUGUGGAAGAAGAGGUGGUUUGUGUUGUCAGACAUGUGUCUCUUCUACUACAGAGAUGAUAAGGAAGAAGGGAUCCUGGGCAGUAUUCUUCUUCCCAGUUUUCACAUCUCUAUGCUGUCCGUGGACGACCAUAUAAGCAGAAAAUAUGCCUUUAAGGCAACGCAUCCGAACAUGCGGACGUACUAUUUCAGCACUGACGCAGCCAAAGACAUGGAGUCAUGGAUGAAGGUUAUGACUGAUGCGGCAUUGGUCCACACGGAGCCAGUUAGAAGGCUUGAUAAGAUGAAGGUUGAGCCACGUGGCCAUCACGAGAUGAACAACAUGCUCAAUCACAGGGUCCUGACCCGACCUGAGAUCCAAAACAACGAGAGGAAUCGUGACACGCUUCGCCAAGACGAAAAGAAACAGGUGCCUUUAGAGAAACAACCCUGCAUCCAAAAAGAGAAAGAAAGCAAAGGUAGCGUGCAUAAUGAUGGCGAGAGACAUGUCCUUCAAAGAGACAGCGAGAACUACGCUCUCCAGAUAGACGCUCAAAGACUGCCGAUGCAGACGGACGAAGACAGGUACAUGCCGCAGAAAGACGUGGAACAAUACGUUUUUCAGAAAGAUGGGGAGAAGUACGCCGUUCACAAAGAAGGAGAUAAGUAUUUACUACAAAAAGAUGGACAGAAGUACACGGUGCACAAGGAAGGAGACAAGUACACGCUUCUGAGGGACGGCGACAGCUACGUCCCACCAAACGAGAGUGAGAAAAUCUUGCAGAAGGAUGGAAGGCAUCACCUCGCGCUCCAACAGGAAGGAGAUAAACACACUCACCCGAAAGACAGAGAAAAACCCAUCCCGCCUCCACGUGAGGGCGACAAGUACGGAUUCCAAAAGGAGGGCACGUUGGAGCGCCCGCUCACCAAGAUUAACAGCAUCAAACUUCAGCCUGCCCAAGCGGCGGCCAUCGCCGCGGCCGUAUCGGCAUCCCGACAACACCAGAGCGGAUCCGUUCCGUACAAACCACCCCAGGUCAAUGGCUCCUGGGAACGAGGAGGGGACCGAAGCCCUGCAGACGUAACCAACGCUUUGCCACCGAGGACCCCGGUUCCUCCACAGCCGGUAGAACCUGAGAGAACGCUGAGCAGAACCAACUCCAUGCAGCAGCUUGAGCACUGGGUUCGGACCCAGCGUACACGAGGCCCGGACGAUGACACCAGGAGCAUCACCUCCUACCAGACGCUGCCCAGAAACAUGCCCAGCCACCGGGCGCAGGUCGUACCGCGGUAUCCUGAGGGUUACCGCACGCUCCCGCGCAACAUGCUGAGACCGGACAGCAUCUGCAGUGUGGCGGGGUCGAUGUACGAUCGCGCCCUGCAGCCCACGUCGACGGAGAAACGCCGAUCCAUCCGGGACGACACCAUGUGGCAGCUGUACGAGUGGCAACAGAGGCAGACGCACAGUCGGCUGGGGUACGGGACGCUGCCUAGCCCUAAAACCAUGGGGCAGAUCGCCGAAUCCAUUCCCACUUCCCCUUCGCACGGAUCUCUGGCUGGUUAUCACACCUUCUCCCCGAAUCGGCCCCUUAACCCGGACACACGGUCUGAAGUUUCCUCUCCAGUGUUCAGAGGAGACGUGACUCUAGAACGUCGCCACCGACCGCACGUCUCCAAGUAUUCCUACCCUCCUGAACGCAGACCAGCGCAGAGCAUCACUGCGCAGUCGCUGCAGGGCAAAACGCCGGAGGAACUCACCCUACUGCUCAUCAAACUACGCCGACAACAGGCGGAGCUUAACAGCCUCCGUGAGCACACGCUCACCCAGCUCAUGCAGCUAAACCUCGAUGCUGCCAACCCAAAGAGUGAAAUUCUUUCUCAUCACCUACAGAGGAACCUCAUGUACCUGGACGGUCAGAUGAAGGAAAAUGAGCCAGUAAUCUUCAUGAUUCACACUAUGAUUGAAAACUCAGCGCCAAGGCCGCAACUGUACCAGCAACAGAUGAGUCCAGAAGAGUACAGAGAAAGCUCCUAUUCGUACAGACCAGAGGAAUUAGAUAUAGAUGCGAAGUUAAGUCGACUUUGUGAGCAGGACAAAGUUGUGAGAACUCAAGAAGAAAAAUUGCAGCAGCUUCAUAGAGAAAAGCACACGCUGGAGACUGCGUUGCUGUCGGCCAGUCAGGAGAUCGAGAUGAGCGCAGAUAAUCCAGCAGCAGUCCAGAGCGUCAUCCAGCAGAGAGAUGUGCUGCAGAGCGGCCUACUGAGCACGUGCAGAGAGGUGUCGCGCGUCGCUUCUGAACUGGAGCGUAGCUGCAGAGAGUUUGAUCGACUCGAGGCCGAUGUCACGCUGGCUAAGAGCAACCUGCUGGAGCAACUAGAGGCCCUUGGAAGCCCACAGACGGAGCCUCCCAGUCAAAAACACGUUCAGAUCCAGAAGGAGCUGUGGAGAAUCCAGGAUGUGAUGGAGGCGCUGAGCAAGAACAAACCUAAGAAGACCACAGAACCAAGUUUUCCUGGUGCAAAUCCUCUAUCAAACCUGCAUAAAAGUGAAGACUCUGUGCCCCCUCGGCCUCCUCUCCCGUACUCUUAUGAGGGGGGAGAUCUUCCGCCGCUGCCCCCUCUGCCCCCCGUCGGCUCCGGCCAGCCCCGUACCACACCUCACAGGCCUGAAGACCGCAAAGCCGCCCAACGCAACGGUGCACACAGCGGUCCAGAUUACAGACUGUAUAAAAGUGAGCCUGAACUUACCACGGUAGCUGAGGUAGACGAGAGUAACGGAGAAGACAAAUCCGAACAAACGGCAGAGAAAGAGCCGCCCACCGUUACCAAAGGUGUAGUUUACCCUGUCGGUGUGGUGAGCCCAAGGACCAAAUCACCCAUGCCUGAAUCCUCCACUAUUGCCUCUUACGUAACCUUGAGGAAGAGCAAGAAACCUGAUCCCAGAACAUCUCAUCCGCAGGACCGUCCUCACAGCACUGUAGAUCACAUGAGCACCGCACUCGAGGUGGGUCGGACUCGCAUGAGCGUCGAAGAGCAAAUGGAGCGAAUCAGACGGCACCAGCAGGGGGCGCUGCGCGAGCGGAGGAGAGAGGACGGCUCGCUGUGUCGUAGCCUCUCUUUCACUAAAGACAACACGUACUACUAUACACUACAGACACGUAAGAAGAGCCCGUCCAUCUCCCCAGACGAACCAGACGACCGCAGAGUCGCAUCACCAACGGAACGAGAGCCGACGGCAAAGCAAGAAGACGCAGAGAAGAACUGCAAGACUUCUAAAGAUGGAGAACCUAAGAAGGUCAAACCAGAGAUUAAGAAGAAACCAGAUGUGUUUCGAUCCCAGUCCUUUAAAGAGGCGUAUUUUAAGAGCGUAAGUCCUAAACCGAUACUAACUGAGGAGGGCCCUAAACGUCAGCCGCCGGUGGAGGACCGCAGGACUCUGCCCACUCAAAACAGCUUACAGACGGCCGUCAUGGUACGUGUGGGCACGGAGGAAGAUGAAGAGGAGGAAGAUGAAAAAGCCUCCAGUAAGGGACAGGAUGUCUCGUAUGAGCUGACCAAUAGUAAACACAGUACGCUGAUGACAGUGAACAGUCUGUCAACUCCACCCCAAUCUCCAAGCUCCUCCUCCUCUCCCCCGCCUCCACCGUCUCCCCCUCAGCUGACAGAUGGAUCUCACUUCAUGUGCGUGUAAGAGGAGCGAUGAAAGACCCUUCACUGUCAUCAGUAAAUGGCGGUAUGUGAUGGGACGUCUUGAAGUACCGCCCACUUCUGCAUCAGCUGACCAACACAGACUCAACUGUGUCCAGGCCUUAGUUCAAUCAUCCAGUUUGCCAAUCACCUUAAGGAAAAAUGAUACAGAUUUAGUGAUUAUUUAUAUUCCUAUUACUGUUUGUUUUUAUGCAUAUUUUAGAUCACAGAGUUUUAUUCUGUUUUGAUGAUUUUAGUGUGAAUGAGGUGCUGUUAAAUGUUCAUUACAGCAUCCAGAUACUUAUCCACACACAGAUACCCAGUCAUUAUAUUGAAGUUAACAAGGGUUGUGUUCAUUAUUUGCUUGUUUUAUAUCAAUUUGACCAGGUUUGACCCAGUGUCGGUGGAUGCGAUUAUUAGUACUCAUAUCUUUUGCACUGUAACUCCCAUUGAUUCUGUUUUUUUUACUCUGUUGAUAUCAAAGGAUUUGUGUAUAAACUGUAAAACAGACAAUUUCAAUAAGGUGCCACAGUACUGCUGCCGACAGAGAUGGGAUUUGUAAAUGAUCUGUAUGGAUAUAGUCGCAAUAGCCUCCACACUGUUUUCCGACACACUCAUGAAUGUUCCAGCUUAUCUUUUAUUUUUCUAUGGCUGAGAUAUAUUUAAAUAGAGACGAGUAAGAAGAGUAUUACAGUUUUAAAGAAGAGUAUUACAGAGAUUUGCUUUAGUUUGUGCUCCAGCGCUUUUAAGCGUCUUAACCUAGAGGAGAAUAGCACACGGGAAGUAAUGGUUUUACAGUUUAAAAACAGCAAUAAGCGGGGUUUCGGUCUUUAACUUUGAUGUACAAACUGUAAAAUUCAUGGUGUAUAUAAUGUACAUCAUACUAUGAGCAGAGCAACCAUAAGAGGUUAUGUAUCAGAGUCAAUAUGCAAAAUGUUCAUAUUUCAUCUGUUUUAUAUCAUGUGAAAUAAAUGUUGAUGUUCUUACAUAUAA
Molecule: messenger RNA, 5326 nt
Organism: Misgurnus anguillicaudatus (oriental weatherfish)
Lineage: Eukaryota; Metazoa; Chordata; Actinopteri; Cypriniformes; Cobitidae
Gene: plekha5
Product: pleckstrin homology domain containing, family A member 5
Cellular component (GO): cytosol
Molecular function (GO): protein binding; phosphatidylinositol-4-phosphate binding; phosphatidylinositol-3-phosphate binding
Source: RefSeq, a predicted model, not a curated record